CAGGGAAUAAACGAUGUCUUCUGGUUACCAGUGUGGACUGUGAGUAUAUUGUGAAGAAAGCAAAUUGCACAGAAAUCAAUAUUAUUACCACGAUAUCAAGGCUAUGAAAAUGCUCUUCAGUAUCCUCAUGAAUCUGUGAAAUUAUGUGAGUACAGGUUAUUUUGUUAAAACGAUGGGGGAAAGAGCCCAAAGUCCAGACACUGAUCAAGAAAGAAAAGUAUGCAAACACCAUUACUCUCAUUAUUCAUCUGAUUUCGGAUCCUCACCACAAUCCUCUGGCCAGUCAACGCCAGUCAAUUCACCUUCAUGUGCAAGACCUAGGGAGAAAAAUCCUAAAAGACAAGUAUCAGAUAACCAGGUGCAUCACCAAGCCCUUAGGAAACUGAGUCCUAAGGGUAUACCAAGCAAAAAAGGAGUCCGAGUGGGAUUUCGUUCCCAAAGCCUCAACAGAGAGCCACUUCGGAAAGAUCCCGAUAUUGUAACAAAACGAGUUCUUUCUGCAAGACUGCUUAAAAUCAAUGAGCUGCAGAAUGAAGUGUCUGAACUCCAGGUUAAGUUAGCUGAGCUGCUCAAAGAGAACAAGGCUUUGAAAAGUCUCCAGUAUCGCCAGGAGAAAGCCCUGAAUAAGUUUGAAGAUGCAGAGAGUGAAAUCUCACAGCUUAUAUUCCGUCAUAACAACGAGAUUACAGCACUCAAAGAGCGUUUACGAAAGUCUCAAGAGAAAGAACGGGCAACGGAGAAAAGGGUCAAAGAUACAGAAGGUGAACUAUUUAGGACGAGAUUUUCCUUACAGAAACUGAAAAAGAUCUCUGAGGCCAGACACCUGCCUGAACGAGAUGAUUUGGCAAAGAAACUAGUUUCAGCAGAGUUAAAAUUGGAUGACACCGAGAGAAAAAUUAAGGAACUAUCAAAAAACCUUGAGCUGAGUACUAACAGUUUCCAGAGACAGUUGCUGGCUGAAAGGAAAAGGGCAUUUGAGGCCUGUGAUGAAAACAAAGUUCUUCAAGAGGAGCUACAGCGACUUUAUCACAAGCUGAAGGAAAAGGAAAGAGAAUUAGACAUAAAAAACAUAUACUCCAAUCGCCUGCCAAAGCCGUCUCCAAAGAAAGAAAAAGAACUUACCUCAAGAAAAAAUGCAUCCUGCCAGAGUGACUUUACGGACCUGUGUACAAAAGGAGUGCAGACCACGGAAGACUUUGAGCUGGAAGAAUUCUCUGUGACACCACAGACAAUCCCAUGUUAUAAAAACAAGUGGAACGAGCCCGAAUACCUUUCUUCGUACCUGGACUAUCAAGACCGAAAUGAGCACAAAGCAGAGAUUCGAAAUUCAAUUGUGGAAGAAGAAGGAAAGUUCAGUGAAGAUCAGGAACUGAACUCAGCACGACAGGAGGCCAGGAAGCUCGAGAAUGAAAUUUCAUUACAUAUAGAAUGGGAAGGGGAAGAACUUGAGAAAAUGAAAGAAGGAAAGACACCUUUCCUAGCAAGAGGAGAAAAGCCGGUGCUGGAAACUGGAAGGUUCCAAAUGGAAAUGUGUCACAUUCCAAACACUGACACACUGGAUGAUGAGGAAGAGGAAAGGCUAAAGACAGAAAUGCUUCUUGCCAAACUGAAUGAGAUCAACAAAGAACUCCAAGACCCUCACAGCCUGAACCGGCCCCCUUUGCCAUUGCUACCCAAUUUUGAAUCAAAACUGCACUCUCCAGACAGAAGCUCCAAAUCAUACAUGUUCUCUGAGUCCUUAGAAAGAUCGUUUAAUAGACAUCAUUUGCCAGACAAGAGUUUUCUAACUCCCAGAGAAGGCCGGAGUCCAGGCUCUAUUAGAAGUCCAGCCCCUCCAGAUGAGUUUGCCUUUGGGAGCUAUGUGCCUUCAUUUGCAAAAACAUCAGGCAAGUCAAAUCCACCUGACCAAAAAAGUAGCCCUUUACGUUUCCAAAACAGUGGUCUGGAAAACCUGAGUAAGCACAGUGCAGAUUUCAGUGCAAGGAAAGAGAAAAAGGCCAACCUGAUGGAGCAGCUGUUUGGCACCAGCGCGGGCAGCACUGUUUGCUCCAAAAGCAGCGGCCCAGACUCCCCGGCCACCAGCAGAGGAGACUGGGACCCUCUCCAAUUCCCAUCUGGGGAUAAGAGCAGCAGAGUUCGAGAGCCUUCAGAUGAAAACGAAGAUUUUUUCCUCAGUGAAGGACGGGCUUUUAAUCCAAACAGACAGCGGCUAAAGCAGGAGAACAAGCCGGCAGUCACAGCCAUUGAUUCUGUGGAGGAGGAAGUUGAAGAGGUGACUCUGAGAUGACUGGCUGGAGCAUCCAGAGUGUGUGUGUGUGUGUGUGUGUGUGUGUGUGUGUGUGUGUAUUUCAGUUGUAAAUAUUAAAGUAUUUUCAUACAGUAUUUAUUAUAAACAUUUAACCUUUUAAUGUUAAACAUCCUUAUUAGGGAAUAAUUUUUAGUAGCUAAAUACGAUGCCAUUAAACAAGCAGGUCCAGUCUGUAGCUUUUUUAAUGAAACCAAAAAGAGAGUUGUUUCUUACUUUGUUUUCACUUUUGACUUACAAAUAGGUUUAUUUAUUAAGCUAGCUCUGUGGGGAAUUUUACUUCGCUAGAAGUCUAGUACAUUUCCCAUUUUUCAUCUAUUUUUGCUCAAAUUCUCACUGAGCUAACUAUAGUCUUCCGGCUGGUUGUUAAGUGGAGAGUAUGUUCUGGCCCCAGUGGAGGAGAGCAGUGCUGCUUAGGAGCUUGCCUGGAAGAGACAGGGACAGUUGGUCCCUGUCUUAGGUGACAGAGCUGAGCUACUCCUCAGUAGUGACAGUGGCAAGACUGGGCUUUCCCUUUCCUCUGGAAGUGCCCACAGCUUGUCACUCUUAGUGACAGUGCUCUGAACCCAUGCACUGCAGUUCUGCUAGUGGCUUAGUUAUAGUAAGACACUGUUUGCCUGUGUGGCUCCUCUCUCUUGUGACUCUGGAGACUUGGUACAAUGUAAUCCCUCUCCUUUUUGUGCUCUGUAUCCAGAUGGAAGAUACUGCCAAAUACAGGAAAUAAAAGAAGUGACAGCCCAAUAUAGAAAGAUUUUCGACUCAAUUGUGUUUCCAGAGUAAUAUAUUUGGAAAUUUUAGUACAUAUUUUUGAGAUUUGAAUCUGCCCUCAAACCAAGAGGUGUUAUACUACUGGGUUUCUAGGACUGAUUUUAAAGCAAAGCCGGCUAAAUAUUUUUUAGCGUUAGGGCUCUGCCUUGCUGAGUAGGCUCAAUGGUUUCCUGUUAACUUGCCUAGGUUUCCUUCUACUUGAUUCUUCAGCUGCAGAGGUGGAUGCUGAGUAGCCGGGUCUGUAAGAGGAGAGAUACUUAGCGUGAAGAGCAAGCAGUAGCCAGACUAUGAACUAGACUAGCACUUAUUCUAACAUGAGCUGGUUGGUUUUUCAGUUGUUCAUGGUAUGAUUUCUUACGCUAGGCAGACAUGCUGACCGGGCAAGGAGUCAUCCUGAUGUCUUGUGUUCUUACAAAUGCUUGUUAGUGGCGGGGCGGGUACUCCAUGACACCUUGCUAAGACUUACCUGGCUAGGUCUCUAAUUCAGAGAUGUACCGUCCAUCUGCUCUUAAAUUGUGCUCUGUUCUUGUCAUUUAUUGGGAACAGACUCUCCCCAAAGUGCUAAAUAUAUUUAAAAUUUUUUCUCAGAGGUUUUUAGAUCUUCUAUAAAUAAGUAUUUACUAUAUUGCAAAUCAAAUUUCUGUAAAACACAUUAUUUGUAAUGCAGUUCUUGAUAAAAUAUUAUGUAAUGUUAAUUUUGGUUUUAGCUGUAAAUUUUCUACGAAGAAAGAAUUCUAAUUUUAAGGAUUUUUUUUUCUGCUUUUUAGGAAAAAAACUUUUAUUCGGGUUAUUUUAAUUAUAUUUGUGCUUUUUUUCUACCUGACAGUCCCUUUAGCCCCAUGAAAAAAGAAUUGUUAAAAUUAAAACAAAUUAAGUUAAAAGCUUAAAAGCAUUAUGAUGUUAAGUAUUGAAAUUGAAUAUUAAGCUGUACAGAGCAGGUUUUUUUUUUUUUAAUGAACAAAUGUUAGAG
Molecule: messenger RNA, 4043 nt
Organism: Nannospalax galili (Upper Galilee mountains blind mole rat)
Lineage: Eukaryota; Metazoa; Chordata; Mammalia; Rodentia; Spalacidae
Gene: Lca5
Product: lebercilin LCA5
Exons: 7
Coding region: 173-2287 (704 amino acids)
Biological process (GO): intraciliary transport
Cellular component (GO): axoneme
Source: RefSeq, a predicted model, not a curated record